AAGCAGUUUGCGGGCGGAGCUAGGAAACCACGGCAAUAUAUUUUGUGGGCUAAAGUACAGCAAAGCGGGCGCGAGUCUUUCCUUUUUGAAUGUGGCGGAGGAGGUGGGGGGUUCGCAGUCAGUGUGCUUCGAGCCAGUGAAAGGCAAAAUAGAAUAGAAUAAAAUAAAAUAAAAUAAGGACCGAACGGAAAGGAACUAAAAGAUAACGCGAAAUGCCCGGUGCAAAUAAAGAAGGUGACGGCGGAUGGAAGAAGUUUCUGUGGAAUUCAGAAAAGAAGGAAUUUUUAGGGCGGACCGGCAGUAGCUGGGCCAAGAUAUUCAUCUUUUAUGUGAUCUUCUAUGGCUGCUUGGCUGGAAUAUUCAUUGGGACAAUCCAAGUUAUGCUGCUGACCCUGAGUGACUACAAGCCUACAUACCAGGAUAGAGUUGCACCUCCAGGUCUAACACACACCCCACACACUGAAAAAUCAGAAAUCAUGUUCAAUAUCAACCGGCCGGAAUCUUACCAUCCGUAUGUCAAAGUCAUUCGUGACUUCCUGGACAUAUACGAUGAUGAGAAACAGUUGGACCAGCUGAAGUACGAGGACUGCGGAGAACACCCCAAUGAAUUCAAGGACAGGAGCGACAUAAACAGUGAUGUGGGUGUUAGAAGGGCCUGCCGCUUCAAGAGGUCCUGGUUGGCUGGUUGCUCUGGCCUACAAGAUCCUGAAUUUGGGUUCAAGGAUGGAAAACCCUGCAUGAUUGUCAAGCUCAACAGGAUUGUCAAUUUCAUACCUCGGCCUCCAACCUCCAAUGACAGUAUCCCUGAGGAAGCCAGGGAGAAGGUCCAGCCCAAUGUGAUCCCAGUCUUCUGUACUAAUAAGAGACCUGAAGAUGCUGCAAAAAUUGGAGAGAUAAAGUACCAUGGCAUUGGUGGCGGCUUCCCUCUGCAGUAUUACCCUUACUAUGGCAAACUGCUCCACCCCCAGUACCUUCAGCCCCUGCUGGGCAUCCAGUUUACCAACCUCACAUUAAACACGGAGCUGCGCAUCGAGUGUAAAGUCUUCGGGGAGAACAUUUACUACAGUGACAAAGACCGCUACCAGGGACGAUUUGAAAUUAAAAUUACAGUCAACAAUUUAUGACCACUGCUACAUAGUUAGUUCUUUCUCUGCCCUAUUUUAAAACCAAGAAAUUUAGGAAGAAAAGAAAACUUAAGUACAACACGGAUAGUCUUGAGCUAACUCAACAUGGGACCUACAUUUAGUCUAUAUGUGUUACACUAGCUUUUCUGCAUAAAUUUAGGAUUAGUUUGUAAAAUGCUGAGAAACAAACUACGAAAUAUUUAUUCUACUGAGCCAUGGGACAUGUUCAUUUGUCUCUGUAAAGGAUGAUUUCACUACUGAUGUGUUGCAAGCAGUAUUGCUGUUCUUGUAUAUUGCUGCUUUGCAUGAUUUAAAUAUAUUUUUGAAGUGUACAGUACUGUAGUUGCAUACAAUGGUUUUUCAAAAGCCAUGUCAUUUCUGUUACAGCAAGAUACGUGUGUGGGUGUGUAUGAGUACGUGUGUGUGUACUUACAAACUGAGAACUUGCUGGUAUGGUACACACUGUCUCUCUAGGCUCAUGUGAUUGAAUGCCUUCACUUGUUCUGUCACACUUGAGCUCCUCCACUCCCCAAAAUCACUUUUACUUUUCCGGGAAAAUUUAAAUGCAAAGAAGGAGAUGCUACUCCUGUAUUUGGCUUUUCUUCCGUUUCUCUGCUCUUGUGAAGGCGAUUCUUCAUUUUGAAAGGCUGGUACCUUGAUGGUAACGGUACUGUCAGUGCUUGUAAAAACCAUUGUUUUGCCACACGCCUUACACAAUAUGGUGUAACUUUAUGGUGAAUGUUUUUGCCAUUUUCAUGAUGGAAAGUUUUAUAUUUAUGCAGUUGUACAAUCAUUUUGUUCUGCAGAAAAGUGUAAUGUAUAAACAAAAUACCAAAGUCACAAGUUACACAUUAGAACAAAAGAAGCAAACCAGUACCCCUUUGUGUAUUAGUAAUUUUUGUUGAUGUUAAGAUGUGCUGAACAUCAAAAUAAUCAGGAAACCAUCCACUCUUGUCAUUUAAUUAGGAUAAGACAAAAAUAAAAAUAAGACAACUGG
Molecule: messenger RNA, 2121 nt
Organism: Scleropages formosus (Asian bonytongue)
Lineage: Eukaryota; Metazoa; Chordata; Actinopteri; Osteoglossiformes; Osteoglossidae
Product: sodium/potassium-transporting ATPase subunit beta-233-like
Exons: 6
Coding region: 213-1124 (303 amino acids)
Biological process (GO): sodium ion export across plasma membrane; intracellular sodium ion homeostasis; potassium ion import across plasma membrane
Cellular component (GO): sodium:potassium-exchanging ATPase complex
Molecular function (GO): ATPase activator activity
Source: RefSeq, a predicted model, not a curated record